AUGGGGCCGCCGAUAGGCUCCCCGUCAGCGCGUGAAAUAGUGCAAAAGGAAGCCUCAACUGAGGCGAUCCAUCCAGGCUCAGAUCCAACAAGCUCCUAUGCUGCGACUCUCACGAAUAACCCGGGUUCAUCUGCUUCAACCCGCUUUGAACCCGACUCCGUCAAAUCUAGAAGAACCACUCACAAUGGCAAGCCAGCUGUGAUCUUUAAAGCCAACGAUUUCUAUGGAGGUAUGGCGAACCAUUGUAGAAGAACUAUUGUUGGCAGGUUCCUCAAAAGCAGACCCCAAAUCGACUCAAUCAGGGCAAAAUUUGCAGAAAAAUUCCCUAUGAAAGGUACUCCAAAGAUAGGGGUUUUCGACAAUUUCAACAUCUUUUUAAAUUUUACCAAUGAUGAGGAUUACAAUUCUAUACUCUACAAGAGGGUGAUUGAGAUAGAUGGGUUCCAAAUCUGGCUUCAGAAAUGGACUCCGGACUUCAAACCAGAGGAGGAUCUACCUGUCAUUCCGGUAUGGAUACUACUUCCAGGAUUACCUUUUCAUCUUCAUAAUUGGCACUAUGUAAAACAAAUUGCAAAAGAAGUAGGUACACCUUUGGAAAUUGAUGUGGCUACUAUAAGUAUGACUAGGCCAAGUAUGGCAAAAGUCAGGGUAGAGGUGGAUCUGCUAAAACCAUUGGUGAAGAGUGAAACUAGGACAUGA
Molecule: messenger RNA, 699 nt
Organism: Lycium barbarum (goji berry)
Lineage: Eukaryota; Viridiplantae; Streptophyta; Magnoliopsida; Solanales; Solanaceae
Exons: 2
Coding region: 1-699 (232 amino acids)
Source: RefSeq, a predicted model, not a curated record